UGUCAGCUGGGCCCCGCAGUCACCUCCGUGGGAAGCAGAACGGGCUGAGGAGCUCGCCUCGUCCCUGGCCGCCUGGGACGGGGUAUCCGCCUCCCUGCCGAGCCCGACCCCGCACCGGCGGCUCCGCGCACGCAGCCAGCCGCUGCCUCUCCCCAGGCGGAGCGCAGCCCGGCGCCCCCGCAGCCCCGCACCGCCGAGGGAGGGGACGGGCGGGCACUGCCGCCCCCGCCCCCGCCGCACCUCCCGGCCGCCCGCGGCGGGCAGCGGCGUUGGCGCCCGCCCCGGCUCCGCAGCGAGCGCGGGAGCGUCAGCCCGCCCGGCCCGGCUCGGCUCGGGGCCCCGGCCCAGCCCGGCGCGCAGGUUUCUGGACAAAAUGGGGAAUGGAUCAGUGAAACCCAAGCGUUUGAGGCGGACAGAUAGACAUGUAGCAAACCUCUCUAUUGGCUGUGCUGGCAACAAUAAGUUUUUGAAGGACCCAGGUCUAGGCAUCAAUGUGAUCAGUGGGCAGGCUGAUGUUCUUUACAGCAGGGUGCUUGAACUGGAAAAGGAGCUGAAGAGAAAAGAUCAAGAGUUGCAAGAGCGUCAAAGUCAUGUUGCUGAGCUUCAGGAGCACUUGGCUAUGCAGACUAAGGUGAUAGCAGAACUCACCAAGGAACUUCAGAGCAAGUGUAUACAGUUGAACAAGCUGCAGGAUGUUGUUAGCACUCAAGGAGAGCACUCUCUUCAGCCUUCUCCAUUUAAAGUGGCUUCAAGGAUUCAAGCCUCUGCUGAUAGGAGGAGAGGAGCCAAGGAAGGUGUAUCUGCAGAGCCGACAACACAGCUAUAUGAUUUGAACAGGCAAGCUACGUUUUCGUUUGAAAAAGCAAGAGUCCGAAAGGAUUCCAGUGAGAAGAAGCUUAUCACGGAUGCCCUGAAUAAAAAUCAGUUCUUGAAGAGACUGGACCCUCACCAGAUCCGGGAUAUGGUGGAAUGUAUGUAUGAAAGGACUUUCCAGCAAGGGAGCUAUGUCAUCAGACAGGGAGAGCCGGGCAAUCACAUUUUUGUGCUCAAAGAGGGCAGUCUGGAAGUCUUUCAACAGAAUAAACUACUCUCCUCAAUACCUGCCUGGACAGCAUUUGGUGAACUAGCCAUUUUAUACAACUGCACACGGACAGCCUCUGUGAAAGCGAUCACCAAUGUUAAAACAUGGGCACUGGACAGAGAAGUGUUUCAAAAUAUCAUGAGAGUGACCGCACAAACAAGACAAGAGCAAUACAGAAACUUCCUUAGAAGUGUGUCCCUGCUCAAAAACUUACCUGAAGAUAAAUUAACCAAGAUCAUGGACUGCCUGGAGGUGGAGUACUAUGACAAGGGAGAUUAUGUUAUUCGGGAAGGAGAAGAGGGAAAUACUUUCUUCAUAAUAGCAAAAGGAAAGGUGAUAGUUACCCAGAGUACUGCAGAUCACUCACAGCCUCAGCUGAUUAAAAAUCUACAAAAAGGAGAUUACUUUGGAGAAAAGGCUCUCAUUAGUGAUGAUGUCAGAUCCGCAAACGUUAUUGCAGAUGAAUACGACGUGGAGUGCCUUGUUAUAGACAGAGAGACAUUUAACCAAACUGUUGGAACUUACGAGGAGCUUCAAACUUACCUCGAAGGUUAUGUGGCUAAUCUGGCGCAGGCUGAUGAAAAGCGACAUGCAAAAGGAAGAUCCUUCUGUGGACAGUUGACCAAAGAGGUGUCUUUGGAGAUGAUAGAGCUGAAGGAGAAAGUAUCCCAGUUCCCUCCUUCCCCAUUCCAGAAUUUAGAAGUUGUCACAACUCUGGGUGUUGGUGGGUUCGGAAGGGUUGAGCUUGUUAAAGUGAAAAAUGAGAACAUGGCUUUUGCUAUGAAGUGUAUAAAGAAGAAACACGUAGUGGACACCAAACAACAAGAGCAUAUCUAUUCUGAGAAGAAGAUCCUUGAGCAGAUAUGUUCUCCAUUCAUUGUAAAACUAUAUCGCACAUUCAAAGAUAGUAAGUAUGUAUACAUGCUACUGGAGGCUUGCCUUGGAGGGGAAUUGUGGAGCUUGCUGAGAGACAGAGGCAGCUUUGAUGAAGUCACUACCAAGUUCUGUGUUGGGUGUGUGACAGAGGCUUUUGACUAUCUACAUCACAUAGGAAUUAUCUACAGAGACUUGAAGCCAGAAAAUUUAAUUUUGGAUGCUGAAGGAUAUAUAAAACUGGUUGAUUUUGGAUUUGCAAAGAAGAUUGGAUCAGGGCAGAAAACCUGGACGUUUUGUGGAACCCCUGAGUAUGUUGCUCCUGAAGUCAUUCUGAGUAAAGGUCAUGACUUCAGUGUGGAUUUUUGGUCCCUUGGGAUUCUUGUGUAUGAACUCCUUACUGGCAGCCCACCAUUCUCUGGAGCUGAUCAAAUGAUGACAUAUAAUUUGAUUCUCAAAGGCAUUGAAAAGCUGGAUUUUCCUAAAAUAAUAACAAGGCGGCCUGAGGAUUUGAUCCGCAGACUCUGCAGGCAAAACCCUACAGAAAGAUUAGGCAAUCUGAGGAAUGGAAUUAAUGACAUCAAGAAGCACAGAUGGUUGAGUGGUUUUAACUGGGAUGGUCUGAAAGUGAGGAAAUUAGCAUCACCUUUAAAAAGAGAGUUAUCUGGACCAACUGAUUACAGCUACUUUGACAGCUAUCCACCUGAAGAGGGAACCCCUCCAGAUGAACUUUCAGGCUGGGACAAGGAUUUCUGAUACUUUUUUCUUCCAGGACAUUCAUAGAGACUCAUAGGCAUCAAUCCUAAACCUGCUCUCUUUUCCUGCUUAAAAUCAAAUUACGCAAGGUUUGUGACAAACACAGUGUUCCUUAAAGGACAGAAGACAGUACAGCAACCAGAACUUGUUUGGAUAAUGCACCAAGAUGUGUGCAUCUCUAUUACAAGAGCAUGCAUUCCAUCAGCAGAUGUAACCUGAAGGGGUUUUGAUAAUGUCUCUACGAACAUUUUCAGACACUAGGGAUCAGAUGUAUGGUCUUGCUGUUGGAAACAUCACUAGCUAGUAUUUUGAUAUUAAUAAGGUUGCCAUGUUUUUAUUUUGAACAGAGAGGAUGAGUAUUGAAGACCCAAUAACUCAGUGAUAUUUGUCAACAGCUGACACUAUAGGCAUUUAUUUUCCAUUUUAUCUUCAGUCCGCUGUGUGUUUCACUUUUUCUCAUAAUAGCCAGUAUUACCUUGAUCUAGAAGCGUGUACAAAAGAGACUUUUACUGAAAGGUUGAUUUGAUCUGAUGCUGCAGGAAACAGGGUAUCACUGUGGAAGCUGCCUCUCUGUCAGUCUAGUUUUGCACAGGUUGAAUAUGUGGAACAGGGUAUAACAGGUCAAAUGAAAAUCCAGUAAGAAACAAUGUAUAUACAUCAUACAAGUUGCCUGGAGAAGCAGACUGUGGUAUGUAUUUGCUGUACUGCUUCAAAGCGUCAUGUCCUUUUCUUAAAAUAUUUUGCUUUUACAUAGUGGAAAGAUAAAAUAGAUGGAUAAAAAAAGAGGACAAAAAGCAUUUACCUUGCAGGAAAAAAAAAUGUAAGUACAGAAUCAUAUUUUUUGCUUUAAGUAUAUUUUCAGAUUGCUUUCAUUGGUAUUUUACUGAAAGGCUGCAUCUGUUCACAUCAGUGCUAAAACUCCCACCCAUUGCAAUGUUCCAGGUGGUAUCACUAGAUAUGAACUUACCAGUUCAAAUCGUAUUUCAUCAGAUACCUUGUUGAUAUACACGAGUUCUGCUUAUAUAGGAGGGGAGAAUAAGAGAGCAAAAACGUGAUUUUUUUUUUUUUCUUGUUGAACUAAUUCAUUCUAUUAAUGAAUCAGUUUAAAUAUUCUGUUUUCUUUUGACCACCUUCCCUUCUCUCUAAAGGCUACUAAUGAGGUUUAGUAAGGCAAGAAAUUCCAAGCUCCUGUCAAAAAAACCCAUAAAAAUAUAAUUGUGAUUUGUAGCCCAAUUUUUUAAGCUCUGUCUUCACCUACUUUGGUACAAGUAAGCAAAUUGCUAACAAGAACCGUCAAACAGCCUGAGCGAGGGAGUCCAGCAAGCAGCUAAGAUAAGAGGCUGGAGCACGUGCCCCGUGAGGGACGGCUGAGACCUGAGCUUGUUCAGCCUGGAGCAGGGCAGGCUUUGUGGGGCCCUUAGAGCAGCCUCCCAGUGCCUACAGGGAGGUCACUGGGGAGACAGAGACGGGCCCUUUAUGGAGCUGCACAGGAAACAGGGAUCAUAAACUGGAACAGGAGAGGUGCUGACUUGACAAGAGGAAGGCAAGUGUUUCCCCAGUAAAGCAGGAUCCCAGACAGGUUCUGCAAUUUCCUUCUCUGCAGGUUUUCAAGACAGGACCAGACAGAGCCUUGAGCAACCAAAUCUGAAUUCAGUGUUGGCCCUGCUUUGAGCAGGUUGGACUAGAGACCUCCCAAGGCCCACCCCAGUCUGAGUGAUUCUGUGAUUCUAGGAAUUGGUUUUCUGUCAACUGUUUUGUAUAAUCAGAAUACAGCACAAUGCAUGUUCCCGUAUGAGUUUAUAUAUGCCUGGGCUUUGCCACUUAACCUUUAAAGUGUUAGAACAGGGGAAUUAGUUUGAAAUGUUGAUUGGAUAAGUGCAGUUGAAUGUUGUACCUUCAUGGUUUAUACAGAAACAUUCUGUUGAUCUGUUAUGAACCACAACUACUGUAGAAACAAGGAUGUUCCUGGGUGUCAUGCUGGGCUUAUGGGUUCGAUGCAUCUGCAACCCCUGCUAGGACUUGUUUCAGCUCCCGCUGAGGCAAAAUCCAAUCAAAAUUUUUAUAUUGAAGCUGCCACAGCACACUGCAUGUCACAUGCUGGAUGGAAAACCUCCCAGGCAACUUGUGAUGUGUGCUCAGGGUUUAGUUACCCACAACUGCUGGUUAGAAUUCCUAGCUGCUGGUCAUGGCUUAUCCAAAAGUUCCAUGGUUACAAUUAUUUUUUACUGCUGGGUAGGCAUUGCUUUGACAGCAAAUCAAUUUAAAUAUUUUAUAUAGCAUUCAGUCCAAAUAAAGGCAGUAGAGUAUUUUCCAUUUAAUUGAAUGAAGAUUAGAUUGAGCCCUUGGAGGAAGACACUAAAUGUUUAACGGGUUUUGUUUCCCUGCUUGGUUGUAAACUACUGUAGAAACUGGCAGCCAGCAAAGCCUGUGCCAAACAGUGGUAAGCACACACAGCCAGAGAGCGUGGGGGAGAGGCUGUAAGCUGGGACUGUAGAUGCUUUAGACACUUGUGACUAACUGUUUAGCAAUACCAAAGACCAGAUUUUCUUUUCAGGAUUUAGACAAGCACUAGGUAUUAGAUAUGUGUGUCUUUGUCUUUCUCUCAUAAAUAUUUUUAUUACAGUCAAAAUAAUAUUGCAGCAAGUUUUAUAAAAAGCUUUUGAAUGUAUUUUUCCAUUGUAUUUAUAGGUAGUUUUCUUCUAUACAUAUAUAAAUAUAAAUUAUAUAUAUAUAUGAUUUUUAAGUGAGGAAAUCGCCAUAUGGUAAGUUUGGUGCAGUUAGCAUUGUCUGUGCAACUGUAGAAUGUUUUCUUUAUAAAGCUUGUUUAACUUGCAGUGUGUGCAAAUAAAGUAAGCUUACAGUGCAAUGGGCAGGACAUAAUUUUUUUACAAUCACGUUCCAUGCAGCAGUCCAGAUUCUUAGCCCUGAAUUAAACU
Falco peregrinus (peregrine falcon) is the source of this 5646-nucleotide messenger RNA. It is a transcript of the gene PRKG2, whose product is annotated as protein kinase cGMP-dependent 2. Gene Ontology annotation, molecular function: ATP binding; cGMP-dependent protein kinase activity. The record is from RefSeq and is a predicted model, not a curated record. The coding region runs from base 374 to 2710 and encodes 778 amino acids. Lineage: Eukaryota; Metazoa; Chordata; Aves; Falconiformes; Falconidae. Gene Ontology annotation, biological process: protein phosphorylation. The transcript is spliced from 19 exons.